AUGGAUAAUAUCCCAAGAAAUAUAAAGAAAAGGGCUAUCGCUUUACUGAACAUUGAGGAAACUACUCUAGCAACAGACAAGGCUACUACAAAGAAACAAAAACUUGGAAAGGAUAGAAUCACUGGCCAUAGCCAUAAUCUGAAAACGAGCCCUCGCUGCUCUCCCCCGCUUGUCGACUUAACUAUCCUAGUAAGAAACAAAUUCGAGGUUUGCAUUGUUAUGUUAUUGUUAUGGAUGAUCAGAUAUGACAUAUUAUAUGUUUCCCCUUUGAUUGCCCUAAGCAUUUUUGAGAAUUUGAAUCCGUACCCAACAUAUGGGUUAUGUAUCUACAAAGAAUAUUAUAUCACCAACGACCAGGCGCUCAAGGAGGAAGCUCGGGAGAAGAAGUGGCUCUUCAUAAGAAUCCGGUUAUCAUUCAUUCAGUUCUGUCCGCAGGCAAACGAUCUUCAGUUUGAGUACAUGUUCAUGCUCAUACCUUCACCUAAAGCUAAUUAUGUAGCAAAACUACUACGCCAUCGUGUCAAAAUGAAGAUCCUUGUAUUUUUUGCACCACCGCCAAUUUAUGUCUGUUUAAAUGGUAGCCAAAGAAGUAGCGUAGCUAGUGGAAGCAGCAGGUAUAGUCACACAGCUAAGAACUACCGUAUUACAGUAUGUUACAACGAGUAUUACAUAGCUGGAGCGUCAGAUAUUGUGAUAAAUCAUUUCUGUGCUUUCACCUUUCUUUAUUGUUGUAUAAUUGCUAUGGAGUCGAUUGAAAACUCGUUCAACAGAGAAGGAUAUUCUUUUGAAUUCAUGGAUGCAUUCAAGGAGCUACAGCUCUAUUCGGCAGCUAUUUUGAAAUGGACGAAGUCUGACAUUGAGCGCUACAGAACUGUUAUAAUGGCUAAAGGACUUACUGAUAAAGAGCUGGAACAAAUUAUUGAGUCUGAUGAGUUCUGGGAGGAUUUCGACGUGAAUAAUACUGCAUCAUCGUCAUCUUCCACUUACGAAUACAAUGAAAAUACUAUUGAAAAGGAGGAUAAACGUGAUGCAUGCGAAAAACUUUUUACGUUUGGGGACCAGAGCGAUCAAGAAGAGGAAGACGAAGAGGAACUAAGUACCCACGAUACGGACAGUGAGCAGGAAUGGCAGCCUUCCGACGAACAAAAUGAAGACGAAGAACAUUCAGCUAGUACCAGUAAUGAAGAUGUGAAUUUAAACAGAAAGGAAGUUCCAAAAGCUUUGUAUGGAAAAGAUAGAACAAAAUGGUCUACUACUGCUCCAGUAAGAGGAAAGACUCUUGCAAAAAACAUCAUAAAAGUUUUGCCCGGUUUGAAAGGAAAUGCAGCACAACACAAACCUCAAUCUGCCUUACAAGCCUGGAAGUUGCUUCUGACAGAUGAAAUAUUUGGACAAAUUAUAACUCAUACUAAUACAAAAAUCAGAUCAGUUCAAAGUCAUUAUGGAAAGUUCAAGAAGAAGAGCAAUAGCAGGUCGGAAUUUCGGCCUUCAUUUAUUGGUGAAACUGACAAAACAGAAAUUGAGGCAUUUGUUGGUCUUCUAUACUUCCUUGGGUUAUACAAGUCAGGCCAUGAAGAUUUAAGGUCCCUUUGGGCUACUGAUGGAACGGGACGUGACAUAUUUAGAUGCACGAUGUCACUUGCUAGGUUCUCCUUUCUCUUAUGCUGCCUUCGAUUUGACGACGAACUAACACGAAAAGAAAGAAUGAAAAAUACCAAACUAGCCGCUUUAGGAAAUCUUUUUGAAGAAUUUAUCCAAAAAUGUAAAGGAAACUACUCACCCGGGGAAUACUUGACCGUAGAUGAGAUGUUGGUACCGUUUCGCGGACGCUGCAGUUUUAAGAUGUUUAUUCCAAGCAAGCCCGCUAAAUACGGUCUUAAAGUUUUUAUAUUCAGGAGAAACGUAUUUCCAGUAAGAGGGCUAUUUCGCCAGCAAAAAUCAGAAAAUGCAUUCAUGAAGUUGUUUUUUUCCUGUCAGAGCGUGAAAGACGUCUUUAAUGACACUGAGCCUGAUCAAAAUAAAGCCAGAAGUGAGCAAAAUGAAUCUGAUAAAACAGUUGUCGUCAACUUGUUACGUGAAGCUGUCCCUGACGUUAGCCUAACCAACAUAAAAGUGAUGAGAUUAGGAAUGUUUUGCGGCACAAAAGUGAGACCCAUCAAGGUAAUACUUGACAGCUAUGACUCAGCAUUGCAAGUUCUGGUGAAUGCGAAAAAGCUUAAAUCAAGACGCCAAAAUAUACCACUUAUAGGGCAUAGAGAUGGGGGACGACUUUUUUCUAACGACAGCACGAAUGACGAGGAUAUCCUUAAUAAUGAAGGGAAUUUUAGAGAACUAACACGGUUUAGAGUCGAGAUCGGCGACAAUUUAUUGAAAAAAAACUUAGCUAUAAAUCACAAAUGUCAAUCGUAUUGCGGUAUUGUUAUCAAAAACGAGGACCUCAUGGUAUUUGUGGAUUGCUACCCAAAUUUAGAUGAACAUACAAUGGAGCCCAAACACACAGGUCGAAUUCUUGCUCAAACAGUCAAGCAUUUCAUUAAAACCAAUAACAUAGACUCAAAACUAUGUAUGAGGAUUGGUACUGAUACGUGUAACCUAAUGUUAGGUGUACAAAAUGGCACUGUAAUGGAAUUGCAAAAAUGUUUGCCAAAUGCUCCAAAAAGUCCAUGCGCAAAUCAUGCCUUGAGACUUUCGGUUUCAGAAAGCAGCAGUGCCCAAGCAGUAAGCAAUACUGUAGGGUAUAAUGAAGGAAGUAUAUCAAGUCUGAGCAGGAGCCCCGCAACAUAUAUGAGUGUCUCCCAAGGGAGCUUGCCCCCUGGAAAGAAAAGGAAGGAAUUGGAGGAUUCAAUGAAUGCAAUCGUUGAAGAUAAUUCCCAGGUCGGUAAUGAUAAUACAAUUGACAAUGAUCUACAAUCAGGAGUAAUGAAGGUAGAACUUCCUACAAUAUUAUCUCCCAAAAAAGCAGAUCGACCGCUUUUAACAUAUAAGCAGACUGAUAAGGGCCCCUAUCAUGUUUAUAUCGAAAACAAUGAACCAAAUUUCUCAGGUAAAUUAAACCCAGUUAAGGUUGGUGAAACUAUUCUCAAAAAUAUUCCUGAAGUUGACAAUAUGAUUAAAAGAAUUGAAUCGAUUGGACGCAAUAGGAAGGUAAUUUUGUGUCAUAACUGUAUGCGUUAUGGUCAUUUGGAUAAGCAAUGUAGAAGCAAGCCUAGGUGUGCAAAAUGUAACGAAGAAGAUGUUACUAGCUCAUGCCACAACGACUCUUUGGAACAAAAAUGUUUAAUUUGCGGUGGCAGUCACUACUCAUUUGAAACCUCAAAAUGUGAUGAAUUUGAGAGGCAAAAGGCAAUUGAAAGGCAUAUGGCAAUGACUAAUUCUUCUUUUAGAGACUCAAACAAUGCCAAAAACCACAUAUGCACCCAUGAAUUUAAUAGGAGAGAUGGGACGUUCAUCCAACAUGUUUCAGAAUUGAUAUUUUCAAUCAAAUAUAUUGUGGGAGUGCUGAAAUACCGAAAGAUUGGUAUUGGUAUAAUUAUUCUAAUUCUGAAACCUGGAAAACCAGAACAACAUCAAGAUUCAUAUCGUCCCAUUGCACUAGCUUCAUGCGUUUUGAAAGCAUACGAAAGACUCAUAAAGAACAGGUUGGCAUUCUACUUGGAGAAAAACCAAUUGCUCCCAAGCUCGCAAUACGGAUUUCGAAAACGACGGUCUACUCAAGAAUUACUGAUAAAGUUAACAACUGAUAUCCAAAUUGGAUUUUCGAAUAACACGCAUACUUCUGUAAUAUUUUUAGACGUUAUGGGAGCUUAUGAUAAUGUAGACUUGAAUAUACUAUUCAAUAAAAUUAUAAAUAUUGGUCUUCCAAAAGAACUUUCCAACCAUUUGUUAUUACUGUAUAGCAAUAGAAACAUUUUCAUCAGAGCCUCUGAGCAGACUAUUGGACCACGAUCAACAUCUAAAGGACUAGCACAAGGGAGUAUACUGAGUCCCAUCUUGUAUAUAAUAUAUUCCUACGACUUUGAAAGAGCUUUCAAUUCAAGAGAUGCUAAAAUAUAUCAGUUUGCAGAUGACUAUGCCAUUAGUACCCAGAACAAAAAUUUAUCUCAAUCUAUGGAACUUAUAGAAACAGCGACUUCCAUUGCACAAAAAUGGUUUGAGAAUAAUGGAUCUUCCAUUGCCUACUCAAAAUCUUGUGUAUGGUACUAUUCGCCAGGAGUGAAAUGCUUAGUGGGUGAGGAGAUUACUGAAUUGAUCGCUGCGGACGCGAUGUACAAAAAGAUCAACAUCUACAGCUCGAUAGUGGAAUAUAGGCGAGAUGUAGCCUUUAGGGUGUAA
This is a messenger RNA of Acanthoscelides obtectus, 4332 nucleotides long. Lineage: Eukaryota; Metazoa; Arthropoda; Insecta; Coleoptera; Chrysomelidae. The record is from the annotation of a GenBank genome assembly.